AUGGACGCACCAGAGGCACAUCCGCCUCCCAACUCUAAGGUGAUUAUUCAGUGUAUCGAUCCAAGCGGCCUAUUUGACCGUCUCGAGCCACGACUCUCGGCCAGAAGCCCCUUACGGAACUUGCACUGGAAGGCCCCGAACCGACCCCUUCGAUCGAUCUCGAACCUGAAUAUUUCUUUGACACGCGAAGAACAAUCAGCUGGAGCACAAUCCAAUGUCCGGAGGCAUCAGAUACCUGGUCUGCGCGAGACACCUUAUGUCAAACUAUAUCUGCUACGAUGCGAUGACAAGGAAACGUACAAAGAGAAGGUCAGGAAAGAGCUCCGCCAGUGGGUCAAGACACAAACACCUUUGAGUAAUGGUAAAUCGUCAAGUAGGAGCCAGGAGGAUCAUGAUGCCUCAGAAUGGCUGAUUGUCCAUGUUAUACUUCCAAACACUCCUGCAGCCAGCCAACCGAAAUCUUCAAAGCACAUCUCGCUAGAAGCCUCGGAGAGCACCGACAGUGUCAACAGCAAAUCAAAAUGGUCUGGCAAAAGCCCAUCCACCAUCUUUGACAAGCUUAGGGCCGAUUUCAGCAGUUCCAAGUCAUCCAUCGCCCGUGUCGCUCAGGUACGACUUCUUGAACCAGGAGACAAAUCCUCGACAUUGACAUCUGCUGAGCUGGAAGAGCAGUGGCAAGACUUAGUGGAUAGUCUGAAAACAUGCAUCCUGCGUUCGUUCGAUGCUCGUGUCGCCCAAUACGAAUUGGACAUCCGAGAAAGAGACAGCCAACGUAGUUUGCCUGGCUGGAAUUUCUGCACGUUCCUCGUUCUCAAAGAAGGUCUCGCCAAAGGCUUUGAAAAUCUGGGCUUGCUAGAAGACGCCCUCGCCGUGUAUGACGAGCUCUCCCUGGGCCUCGACGCGCUGGUCAAAGAACAGGCCCAGAAAACUGAUCAUGAUGAAAGCGGAGCGUUGUUGACUUUCUCUAAAGAAUCCAAGGAUCUCCUGAGGGCAGCGCUGGACCCGGAGUCCCAGCGCCCCUCAUACAUUGACACGAGCUCGCCUCUUGACCUGAAUCACAUUCUCGCAGCGGAUCGCGAUGACUUCCCGUUUGAUGCCGAAAGAAAGAACUACCGCAACCUCAUUCUGUCGAACGAAGUAUCGGCCUUGGAUCUCCGCAUAUAUCUCUUCACCCGGGAAAUGGAGAUCCUGACUAGACGAGCGCGGCCGGUUCCAGGAAAGUCCUCUCAGUCAGGCAGGGCGGAUGCCGAUUUCGACAUUGUCGCGGAUUUGACUGAGCGAGCCAUGCAGUUCAUAAGCCUCGCCGGCCGUACUCUUCGAUUUGAGCUUUACGAUGCCUGGGGUGGACACGAAGGGUUGAGUGAAGAUGAAUUGCACACGCAGCGAACGGUUACAAACAAUAUUGUCUGCACCUGGCAGUGGCGAGCGGCUAUACAAACACUCGCCCAAACCUUACCAGCCUUGGAGGUUAAUGUCGAUUACAGCAACAAGGAUUUGGCACUGGAUGCUGUUGAGCUGUCUUCCGACCCCGGUGCAAUCGGUGCCAACCAACUUCAUGGACCCGCUGAGAGUUACCAACGUAUAUCCCUUGGACCUAGCCUGCGGUCAUCCUCGCGUGAACGCUCUCAGGAACGAAGCAAGAGACACCUACCCAUGCCCAAUGGAACCAUUUCGCGUCAAAUGCAGCCGACGCGACCGGGAGCCGCGCGACUUGCCUUGUGGGUAUCAAAGCUCGUACUCGUGGCAAGACACUUCAUUGAAAAUCUGGAGGCUACGAAGCCGUGGGUCCUUAAUAUGAAACAGUAUGCUCUGGAAUCGAACGGCACCCUAAUGGAACCUAUCGCUAGGAACGGCGAGGCCAACAACGACCCUGCAGAAACGGACGAACACCAAACCACCACCAACACCGAGCUUCUCCUAGGCUUGGGGUCUGCCACAUUGAAAGCUGCAGCGACUUCGAUGUCAAGCUUCGUUACGCUUUAUGCCAUGUUGUCCGUCCUUGCGUUUCGGAUUGUAUCCUCUACAAAGAAUCGAUCCACAUCCCAGCAGAUAUUGGCAGACCUUGUCGAAAUGGAAUAUUCUCAAGGCAACUGGUCUAUCGCCGCGCGCUACCUUGAAAAUAUUCUUGGUCCUCUUCCGCGUGCCUCGUAUCGUCUCUCCGAAGAGCAUCUCCUCCGCAUCUAUGCUGAAUGUCUGAAGAGUCUUGCACGGCCGAGCGAAUAUGCUAGGUGUCUUAUUUCUUGUCUAUAUCAGACUAGGAAGGCCGACUGUGUCCCUUCCUCAAGGUUCGGCUCCGAAGCGAACCAAUAUUACAUGGAUCAGCUUUUCCAGGUCGUACCGAAAAUUCCAGCCACAAUCCUUCCUGCGGCAUUACUAUUUCGUAUUUCCGCUGUUUCCGGGAACAUUUCUCCUCUGGACAUGAAGGAUGGGUUUACUGUCUCAAUCAAUAUAAGUAGUAUCUCUGGCAGUUCAACUCCACCGAUCGACAAUAUCAAACUGCGGCUAAUUGCUAAAGACGGCAUUGAGCCGCGGUCUAUAUUGCUCUUCCUUUCCCAAAAGGUAGUCAUUGAUUCCGAGGACAAGACCAUACCCCUAGAGACUCCCGUGACGGCUCAUGGCUGGUACAUACCAGAUGAGGUCGAAGUCUGCAUUGGCAACUUGAGACUCAUACAUCACUUCAAAUCAGGUCUAGAUGAUGAAGCUGCUCGAUCCGACGACUCCCUUAGCCCUCGAGCAGAUGUGGUGCCGCUUCUUUUAUACCCCAGCUACCGAUCAUUUGGAAUCAAGAUGUACCCUUUUCCUGUCAUUCAUUUGGCACAGGUUCGGCGGCUGCUACUGCAGGUCAGGCCCGGCCAGAAUAAUGUCAAGCAGGCCAAACUCCGCUUGAGGACAGCGACAGCUGGGCUGAGGCUCAACAUCUUCGACUCCAAAUCGGUAGGCAAUGGACACGAGUCGAAUCAAAUGCGGACGACGCGAGAAGGUGACGCUCUGGUGAUGGUCAUGAACAACUUGGCCCCUCUGUCGGUCACGGAAAUCGAGAUCCCGUACACCAUGGAGACAUCUUCUGAGCCGGCCAUAACGCUGCGAAUUGAGGCUAGUUACGAGACCGAUCAAGGAAUAUUCACCUUUUACGAUACAGCCUUUGUUAAGGUGAUCUUGCCUGUCACUGUCAAUGUACAGGAUAUAUUUCGUAAGGAUUGCAUGUACUCCAGGUUCACCAUUGUCCCUUCAACCAUGGUGCCCCUUCGUCUCAUUGGCUGCAGUCUGGAGAAGAAUGACUCCCAUGACAUGGUUGCAGGAGGUAGCUUCGAUGAGCCAUUCGUGGUGUUCCCGAAGCAACCUGCCAACUGGACAGUCCGGCUUGUUCCAAUGGACCAAGACACUGCUAAUGCCACUAACCGAUUAACGCUUGUGGUUGACUUCCAGUCUCUAGACGGUGUGAUGUUGGCCAUCCUCGAGACACACUUUACCAAGGAGAUUGCCAAUUCCAAGCACGCUUUUGCCGCCCGGCUUCUGACAUCACAUUUGCUGGAUCGUGUUCGUACUACAUGGACAGAGCAAGAUGUAGAAGUUGCAGGGUUAACACAAGAAUUCGAGAUGUGGAAGAUGGAGGAUAUGGAGUGGCCAUCAGUCUUGUGUGCCUUUGAUCGGAAAAGAAGAGCUGAGGUUGAAGAUUGGCUUCGAGAUUGGCAUUCUCGGACGCCAGCGAUCAAGUUCUCGUCUUCGAAAGUCCCUCAACGGCAACUCAGAUUGUUUGUCGACAUACCUCCGCGGCCACUCCUUGUUUCUGCAUUUUUAGACGCCCAAUGGUCAACCCCGACACACCCGACUGCAACAAUUGGCCAGCCAAUACUGGCUGGAAUCGUCAUGAAACUCGAAAGCAAAGUAGAGGGGGAAUUCGAAGCAUCAUUCGAGAUCGCUGCUCCUUCAGACUCGUGGUUGAUUGGGGGAAAGCGCAAAGGCAAUGUGCAGCUGGGUUCAAGGUCCGUCCGUAUGCCCGUCGUCCUGUUUCCGCAACAUCUCGGACACAUACUCAUUCCAACAAUCGGUAUGAAAUGUCGCAGACGGGUCCGGAGUAGCAGCAAGGAUGAGUGGAUCGAUGUCAUGACUGAUGUCCAGAAUCCCGCCUAUGGUCGGAGCGUUCUCAUUACCCCAGAUUUGCGGGGCACCACCGUGGAGGUGUUUGGAGCGAUAGCGGAUGAGGGCACUGGCAAAAUGGUCGCGAGUGAGAGCCGUGGAGGAGUGGGUUGA
Messenger RNA from Cladophialophora psammophila CBS 110553, 4251 nucleotides. RefSeq lists its product as uncharacterized. Bases 1 to 4251 code for a protein of 1416 amino acids. Lineage: Eukaryota; Fungi; Ascomycota; Eurotiomycetes; Chaetothyriales; Herpotrichiellaceae. The transcript has a single exon. Gene Ontology annotation, cellular component: TRAPPII protein complex. Gene Ontology annotation, biological process: early endosome to Golgi transport; intra-Golgi vesicle-mediated transport. The record is from RefSeq and is a predicted model, not a curated record.